CAAUGAUUUGCUGCUUAGAAAUUGCAAGAGAAGCCCAAUAAUAACAACAUUACUAAUCAGACCUUUGAUGAACAGAAACAGAAACAAAUUUGCCAGGUAUCAACGAAUUCGAAUCGCAUACUGCGUUUAUUUAUACAAGCAGCAUGGCACAUCCCAAGAAAACCAGCUGCAUGCAUUACGGCUAGGUGUUUGACCAACAGGUCAACGAGACACAACAGUAGGGCGAGUUUCACAGUGCCUAAUAUGUUUUGGACUUCGUUUAUUUUAUGGGCAACAUGUUGCCAAUCGUUGGCCUCUGCCCAUGCUAAAAUUCUACCUCCGGCAAACGGAGAAGAGAUCUUCAUCAACAACAACGGCGUCACGCUCCACUACCGCAAGUACGGCUGUGGCCCAUAUCUUGUACUGCAGCAUGGCUUUCCAGAUCGCGAAACAACGUUCGCCGAUUUCCAAGUUCCUGCCUUCGCACAGUCGUAUACCGUCCUAACGCCAACCCUGCGUGGAUAUCCUCCAUCAUCUGUGCCCCCUGAGGCCGCAGACUAUGGUCCUGAUUAUUUGGUUUCGGACCUCGCUGCCAUACUCGACCACGAGAAUACCACGACAGCUACUGUUAUCGGCCAUGACUUUGGUGGCGCUGUCGUGCAAUACUUCUCUCUCUACCACCCCGAACGUGUCGAAGCAAUGGUUAUGAUGAAUACCCCCCCAUUUGCUACCUUUGUGCCACUCAUCAACUUCGACAAAGAAGCGCAAGAAUACGCACGCUACACCAUCCCCUACUACACCUAUAAACCGGGCCAACCGAAAAAUAUCUCGACUCUUGUAGAGAAUAUCCGGAACACCACGUAUCGCGCGGAAAUCGCCGCAUAUCUCGAGGCAUCCCCUAUCGAUGGGAUGUUGCACUACUACAGCGCAAAUUAUCCGGGACCACCAUACGAACAGAAUACUAGCGUAAGCGGGUACGUGCAGAAAGUGCCGAGUAUGUUGCUUUGGGGCGUAGAAGAUGUGUACUUUUCGCCUAAAAUGCUGGAUGGGUUGGAAGGGUUCUAUAAUAAGGGAAUCAGAUUGGUGACGGUGCCCGGAGCGGGACAUUGGGUGUUUAGAGAUGAUUGGCAGAGGUCCAACGAAGAGAUUUGGAGCUUUUUGAAGACUGUGCUGAGGCUGUAGACAAAGUGUAUGAAAAGGAAGGAGCAAGGUUACAGGAAGUAUUCCUCUGUCUUGCUCCACACAUCAGCCUUGCCCACCUGUUUAAUUAUUAGGCGAUGGAAUAAUCAUUGCCCUUGCAGUUUCAUAGCCAUAACCCCUAAUAAGAUGAAAGGUAC
Molecule: messenger RNA, 1316 nt
Organism: Aaosphaeria arxii CBS 175.79
Lineage: Eukaryota; Fungi; Ascomycota; Dothideomycetes; Pleosporales
Product: putative hydrolase
Exons: 2
Coding region: 244-1161 (305 amino acids)
Molecular function (GO): hydrolase activity
Source: RefSeq, a predicted model, not a curated record